GCAGCUGUUUUGUGUUUAUUACUAUCACUGAGACACUACCACUCACUCUUGCUAGAUAGAAAUAAAAUCAUUCAAGAUCUAAAUAUGUCAAGAAUUAUCAAAUGAUUUAAAAAUAUAAAAUAACUAUUUAGUCACACAAAGAUCGAAAAUUGAUAAUUAGAAGCCAUGGAGCCAAAAAUGGGUUUUUGGAAUCGUGUGCAAACUAAUAUUAAUAAUGAUGUAUUGCUCACUAAAAAUGUGGCAAAUAUGUAAAUAACAACUUUCAAUCAUGGCUCUCAGUAAGUGUGUGGACCAAGAAAUAGUAACAGUUAAAACUGAGUACAAUGAAGAUUUCAAUUAUGAGGCUUGUAGUUUGGCAGGAGGAAGUGAUGUAGAUAUUACAGAGGAGCAAAUUUUGGAUCAGUUUAAAGAAGAAAAGACAGAGCAGUCUAAGGAUGUUUUGCAGUUAGGAGAUGAUACUUCUGAAGACUUUAUCGAGAAAGAGAGAAAUGACACAUGUUCAGAAGUUGAAAAUCAUGAAGAUGGAGAUUACUACUGUACCUCAAAGACCUCAUGUACUGAUACGGUUGAUUCGGGUAAGAUCGUUUGCAAGGUAUGUCGAAAGGCCUUCUUCUCACAGACAACUUUAUCUGUACAUAUGCAACGGACUCACACACAGGAAAACAUCUAUGAGUGCACAAGAUGUGACAAAGUUUUCACAAGUCGUGUGUCUCUCAAGUUACACCAAGAGGUACACUCGGCAGAUAAACCCACCUUCUGUGAGGUCUGUAGUAAGACUUUCAGCUGCAUUAACAACCUCAGAAUCCACCAACGCCAACACACAGGAGAGAAACCUUUCCGUUGUUCUGUCUGUGGCAAGCGCUUCAGUGAUGGUAGUGGUUACCGGAAACACCAAAGAGUACAUACGGGUGACAAGCCUUUUGCAUGUAGUUUGUGUAGUCUUAGGUUUAAGCAGACUACGUCUCUCAGGAAACAUGAGAAAACUCACUUUGGAUGUCGGCCGUUUCAUUGUGAUAUCUGUAAAAAGAGAUUUUCUGAAAAAUAUGCCCUUCAACGUCAUCGGGUAGUUCACACAGGUGUGAAGGCAUUUUGCUGUAACAUCUGUAAUAAGUCAGUGUGCGACCUUAACACUCUGCGGAUUCAUCAGAGAAUCCAUACUGGAGAAAAACCUUACUUUUGCGAAUUAUGUCAAAGAUACUUUAGGGAUGGUAGUGGAUUUAAGAAACACAAACGGGUUCAUUCGGAAGAGAGACCUUUCCAAUGUGAUUUGUGUAAAAAAACGUUUCGUGUAAAAAGUAGUUUACGAUCACAUUUAUUGAGUCACUUGGAAAUUAAACCAUAUCCUUGCAAAAUUUGUCAUAAAACCUUUGUUAGUCAAAAUUAUCUUAAAAAGCAUGUAAAUAUGCACAAGGGCAUACUAGAUUUUGUGUGUGAUAUCUGUAACAAAGCUUGUACUACUCCCAGCAACUUGAAACUUCAUUUAAAAAUACAUUCCGAUGAAAAACCUUUUACAUGUGAGAUAUGUAAAAAGUUCUUUCGUGAUGUUGCAUCUUUAAAGAAACAUUGUCGAACUCAUACAGGAGAACGCCCGUACGAUUGUAAAUUAUGCGGGAAGGCGUUUUGCAAAAGAGAAAGUCUGAAGUCACAUGUACGAGCACAUGCUGGUGAAAUCCCUAAUCCAGUGCACUGUCCUAUUUGUCAUAAAUUAUUCCGUCAUGCUACAAGCCUCAAGGCGCACUCUACCAUACACACAGAUACCAAGCCGUUCAUAUGCACACUCUGUCCUAAAAGUUUCCGUCAAAAAUGCAAUCUAAUUACCCAUGAGCGAGUACACACAGGAGAGAGACCCUUCAUCUGCCAUGUUUGCUACAAGCAAUUCUCUCAAAGUGGCAAUCUGAAAAAGCAUUUAUUAAACCAUAAUGUAGGAAAUUGAGUAAGUCUGAAUAUACUAGUUACCACUUGUCUUACCAAGAAUAGUUUAGUUAGUGGCCAAAUGGCAUCAUAAGUUGUUUUAGCAUUUGUUAUUUUCUUAAACUGUUUUAUUGACCGAGUUAAAAUGAUUACUUUCUAAUUCCAAAGAUAGAGAUUUAUAAUUUAAGUAUUGUUAAUUAUAUUUUGUUUAAUAGACUGAUUAUUUUUAGGAUUUGAGAAAGAGCUCCAAAUGGUAUAAUAGGAGAUUUAGAGCUCUAACAAGAUGUUUAUUUAUAAUCAGUUCCUUGUUUUAUAAACACCAUAAUGUUACUGCAUUAUACUAGUCCAAACAAUCCUAAAACUGUGUUUUUAUGUUUGCAUAAUUUUAUGUUCAUGUUAUGUUUAAAAGGUGUAGAUAGAUUUUUAGUGUGUUCUUAGAAUUGGGCUUAGUUAGUACUUAAAAGUAUAAAGUACUUGUUUUAGAAUAUCGUUUUGUGUUAUCAGUCCAAAGCACUAAUUAGUACUGAAAAACUUUCUUAGGUUUCGUUUUAAACUUCAUGCAAGACAGUUAUAUGCAUUUUUUGUUAAAAGUUGCUUAAUUUUAAAGUUUGUAUGUAACAAUGUUUCCAUUUUUAUUUGUUGUAUCUUUAAACAAGUAUCAAGUUCUAAUUAUUUUUUAUGAAAUCGAGUUUCAUUAAUUCUUGAUGAGCUUUAAAAUACAGUUAUAGUCAUAUACCAAAGUCAGUUACUAAUACUAAUAUUAGUAUGUAAAUGAUUGUUGUCAAAAUAUGCUCAAAUAAUUCAUGGCUGUAACUACAUCUGUAUUUUUUGUUUCUCUCUGUGAACUGCGUGGCUCCAGGUCUUCCAUUAGUGUAGAUCAUAAAAAUAUAUUUCAUUUGUUUAGAGCACAACAAAGUCAACAUAUACCAUAACAAUAGUUCUUAAGUAACCUCUGUAAAGUUAAAUUUAGAAAAAGUCAUGAUAUUAAUAUAUUUAAAAAAUUAUGCAUCUCAAUUGUACAAUACAAAGAUGUCAAAAAUUGUGGUCCCUCACUUACAAGGUAAUAAAUUGUUUGUAUCAUUUAUAUUCUGUACAAUAAUUAUGUAAGUAAAGUUUUUAUGUAACAAGAUACU
Homalodisca vitripennis (glassy-winged sharpshooter) is the source of this 3044-nucleotide messenger RNA. Its product is annotated as zinc finger protein OZF-like. NCBI's taxonomy places the organism in Eukaryota, Metazoa, Arthropoda, Insecta, Hemiptera, Cicadellidae. The transcript is spliced from 4 exons. The coding region runs from base 269 to 1933 and encodes 554 amino acids. The record is from RefSeq and is a predicted model, not a curated record.